Ipomoea nil (Japanese morning glory) is the source of this 2188-nucleotide messenger RNA. Its product is annotated as probable galacturonosyltransferase 6. Gene Ontology annotation, molecular function: polygalacturonate 4-alpha-galacturonosyltransferase activity. NCBI's taxonomy places the organism in Eukaryota, Viridiplantae, Streptophyta, Magnoliopsida, Solanales, Convolvulaceae. The record is from RefSeq and is a predicted model, not a curated record. Bases 289 to 2073 code for a protein of 594 amino acids. The transcript has 9 exons.
AUAACAGAAGCAAAAUACAGUGAUCGUCCCCUCGAAUCUCUUUCCUUGCAUUCUGUCACGGACAUGGCGCCGCCUCUCUCUCCGUCUUCCUCGCUUUCCAUUUUUGUUUUUCUCUCUAAACAAAGUAACAGAAACAAUCCCUAGUCAGACACACGAACUCUGAUUUUUCUUCCUUUUUCUGAGCGAUCUGGAUUCUGGAAACCGAAUCGACGUUGUUUUGCGAAUGCCGGAAAACCUACUUAGCUUCAAAGGCUUGAGGGUUUGGGUUGCCUACUAGAGUAGAUGUAAAUGAGGCUUUUCCAUCGAAGGUCGAGGAUGUUCAUCCUCUCUCUUCUUCUUGUCUCCUUAUUCUUCCCUAUCUUCUUCCUCUCCAGCAGGCUUAAACACUUGCAUUCCCUACGUGUGAGGGGGGAAUUUUACAGAGAUUUAUCCAUCAUUAAACAUUGGAGUAAAGCUCAAAUCCUCAGGGCAAUAGAGGAGGAAAAACGAAAAGUUUUCAAAGAAACUCCCCCUGGUUUAUACAAAGAUGAAGUGUUUAGGUCCAGUGAUUUUGAGGAGAGCAAUAGAUCAAUUGAGUCUGGAAACGAAGAUGAUGCUAGCUUGGGAGAAAGAAACAUGCAUGAUGAUGUGGAGAAAGAGAAACAACACGGUCAGCUGGAGGCAUUAGCAUCAGAGUCCAAUAAAAAAAAACUGUCUGAGCCAAAAAGUGGUCAACGCAAUAGAAGUAGGUUUCUACCCCAAAGGUUAACAGAAGAGAAGGUGAAAGAGAUGAAGGAUCAGAUAAUUAGAGCAAAAUCAUAUCUGAAUUUUGUACCACCAGGUAGCAAUUCUCAUUUCGCGAAAGAGAUGAAGAUGCGAAUUAGAGAGCUGGAGAGAACUGUGUUUAGAGUUACAAAGGGUUCUGAUUUGUCUCGGAGAGACGUGCAGAGGAUGAAAGCAAUGAAGUCUACCCUAUCAACAGCUCACCGAAGGUACCCUGACUGCACAGCAAUGGUGAAAAAACUUCGUGCUAUGACAUAUAAUGCUGAAGAGCAGCUCCGAUCACAUAAGACGCAAGCUGCAUUUCUCACACAGCUAACUGGACGAAUCACCCCUAAAGGCCUACACUGCCUUUCCAUGCAGUUGACUGAUGAAUAUUUUGCCUUGCAACGUGAAGAGCGGGAACUCCCUAACCAACAUAAGUUGCACAAUCCAGAUCUGUAUCACUUUGCUGUCUUCUCUGAUAAUAUUUUGGCAUGUUCUGUGGUUGUCAACUCAACCAUAUCAACGGCUAAGGAUCCUGAGAGAAUUGUCUUUCAUAUAGUGACAGAUUCUCUUAACCUUCCUGCAAUGUCAAUGUGGUUUUUAUUGAAUACUCCUGGCAAAGCUACACUUCAGAUCCAGAGCAUAGAUGAUUUUGAAUGGUUGUCCACCAAAUACAAUGUCACUUUGCAUAAGCAAGAUUCUCUUGAUCCAAGAUAUACUGUUGCAUUGAAUCACCUGCGGUUUUAUCUGCCAGACGUAUUCCCUUUCCUCGACAAGAUUUUGCUUCUUGACCACGACGUAGUUGUGCAAAGGGAUCUGACAGCACUUUGGGGAACCGACAUGAAUGGUAAAGUGAAUGCCGCUGUUCAGACAUGUGAGCCAGGUGAACCUUCAUUUCGUCGGAUGAGUAUGUUGAUAAACUUCACAGACCCGGUGAUGGCAGAGAAAUUUGAUGACGGAACAUGCACCUGGGCAUUUGGAAUGAAUUUGUUUAAUCUGCAAGAAUGGAGGAGGCAAAAUCUAACUGGUGUCUAUCACAACUACUUGGAUCUGGGAAGUAAGAGAUCAUUAUUUAAAGCUGGUAGUUUGGCAAUUGGGUGGAUAACCUUCUACAAAAACACAGUGGGUGUAGACAGAAGAUGGCAUUUGAGUGGUUUAGGUUAUGAGUCUGAUGUUAGGGUAGAGGAUAUUGAGGAGGCAGCAGUGAUACAUUAUGAUGGAAUUAUGAAGCCAUGGGUGGAUAUUGGGGUUGGCAAGUAUAAGUCUUAUUGGAAGAAAUAUUUGAACAUUGACAAGCCUUAUCUGCAGCACUGCAACAUAAAUGGUUAGUUAAUUAGAUAUAUAUAUAUAUGGAAGCUGAUUUAUUGUGUCCAUUUCACUACUUAAUAAAUCUUUCAAAAAAAAUGUAUUGCUACAAUUCUGUGUGCAUUAUUUUAUGGACCAU